CCGCCUUCACUCCUCCUCCGCCGCCACCAGCCCCGCCGACUCCGCUCCGGGCUGCGCGUGUGUGGUGGUUAUUUAUUUAUUUUCUAAGCACGCCUCUUGGUUCUUCUUUUAUUCUUGGGGGAAGGGGGAUGGGGAGGAGAAGCGCACACAGGAGCACCCACCCUGGCAGGGAGACCGGGCACCGCGGAAUGGAGCCCCACGCGCGCACUCUGCCGGGAUUAAGACCGAUCACAUGGGAGGGCCGGGGGCGAGAGAGAAGAGGCAGGGCCGCCGAUGUCAGUGCCACCAGCCGUGCCUCGGCGUCCCCGGCGGCGGAAAGGCGGCCGCCGCUGCUGCUGCUGCUGCUGUUGCCGCCUCUGCUUCCCCACACCAAGAGCCACCACUAGUCCGCGGCCGCCGGAGACGUCCCGCCGCUGCGCUCGCCCGCGCUCCCUUCUGCCUCCCCGCGCCGCUCCUUCGCUCACACAGGCACAGCAGCGGAGCUCGGCAGACACAGUCCCCGGCGCAACCUACCCUCCUCCUCCUCCUCCGCCGCCGCCGCCGCCGCCGUCGCCGCCGCCUCUGCCACCGCUCCCGCCUCCGCCUCCUCCCCUUCCUCCUCCCGGCCCCCGCCUCCAGCGCCCCGGCAGCCUCCACCUCCCUGCGGAGCCAGCCCCCCCCACUCCCCGCCCCGGCGUCGAAGCUCUUGGCAUCCAUUGGCUGA
This is a messenger RNA of Enhydra lutris kenyoni (northern sea otter), 703 nucleotides long. RefSeq lists its product as uncharacterized. NCBI's taxonomy places the organism in Eukaryota, Metazoa, Chordata, Mammalia, Carnivora, Mustelidae. The record is from RefSeq and is a predicted model, not a curated record. The transcript has a single exon. The coding region runs from base 233 to 703 and encodes 156 amino acids.